This is a messenger RNA of Rodentolepis nana, 477 nucleotides long. NCBI's taxonomy places the organism in Eukaryota, Metazoa, Platyhelminthes, Cestoda, Cyclophyllidea, Hymenolepididae. The record is from the annotation of a GenBank genome assembly.
AUGACUGGCCAUUUUGUAUCUGGAGUUGCAAUGCUCUGCACUGUACUGGGUUUUCUGUACGGGAGGUACAAUAGUAUGUGGAUUCCGUAUCCAAGGUACAAUAAGCUUUCUUGGGGCUUCGUGGCAGGCAUAAUCAGCUUGAUAUUCAUUCUGAUAAGUUUCUUCACAAUGCUUGUCUUCUACCUCAAAAUCCACUCGAAAUCGGUGAAAGCAAGAAUUCUUCGUUAUAGAAACGCGGAAAAUGUAGGAGAAGAUGAUGAUGACGAUGAUAAUGUUCCAGAGGAUGAUGAUAGAAACGUCACCGAUGAGAUUGAGCGACUGGCAUCCACUUCGGCAUCUCAAAUGUACUCGUCUCAACCGGGGGGUUAUCUGCAACCACGUAUAGCGGGAUCGCAAUUUCAUGCUGAUUCUGUUGUGGUGGAAAAUUUCGAGAAUGAAGACUAUGAUGAGGAUGGAAUAUAUCCUUACGAAAGUUAA